Molecule: messenger RNA, 642 nt
Organism: Rodentolepis nana
Lineage: Eukaryota; Metazoa; Platyhelminthes; Cestoda; Cyclophyllidea; Hymenolepididae
Source: the annotation of a GenBank genome assembly
AUGGAGGAACCAAUGAUUGUCGUUAAGUUGGUGCUCGUUGGUGACGGUGGUACAGGUAAAACUACAUUUGUCAAACGUCACUUAACGGGGGAGUUCGAGAAAAAAUAUGUUGCCACUCUUGGUGUUGAGGUUCAUCCCCUAAAAUUCUUCACAAAUCGUGGAAAUAUUCAGUUUAACGUCUGGGAUACCGCUGGUCAGGAAAAAUUCGGUGGUCUUCGUGAUGGCUAUUACAUUGAGGGGAAGUGCGCUAUUAUCAUGUUUGAUGUUACCAGUCGUGUCACCUACAAAAACGUUCCUAACUGGCAUCGUGAUUUAGUUCGUGUUUGCGAAAAUAUCCCCAUCGUCCUUUGUGGCAACAAAGUAGAUAUUAAGGAUCGUAAAGUUAAGGCGAAAACCAUCACUUUCCACAGAAAAAAGAAUCUGCAGUACUAUGAUAUAUCUGCUAAGUCUAAUUACAAUUUUGAAAAGCCCUUCCUUUGGCUUGCGCGAAAGCUAUUCGGUGAUCCAAAUCUCGAGUUUGCAGCUAUGCCCGCUCUUGCCCCACCAGAUGUUCAAAUGGACCCCAAUCUGGCUCAAUCUAUAGAAAGCGAGCUUCUGGCUGCUGCGCAAGUGCCCUUGCCAGAUGAAGAUGAAGAUUUGUAA